This is a messenger RNA of Hansenula anomala, 1020 nucleotides long. It is a transcript of the gene DAL2, whose product is annotated as allantoicase. Gene Ontology annotation, molecular function: allantoicase activity. The record is from RefSeq and is a predicted model, not a curated record. Gene Ontology annotation, biological process: allantoin catabolic process. The transcript has a single exon. NCBI's taxonomy places the organism in Eukaryota, Fungi, Ascomycota, Saccharomycetes, Phaffomycetales, Wickerhamomycetaceae. The coding region runs from base 1 to 1020 and encodes 339 amino acids.
AUGUCACAAAUACUCUCUGAGCAAGAAUUCAAAGAUCAAGUCGUCUCUUUAUACACUGACGUUGUCGGUGAAAAAGUCGGAGGUUCAAUAGUAAAUUUCAGUGAUGAAUGGUUUGCAGCUGCUGAAAAUUUAAUUAAACCAAAAGCCCCAAUUAGAGAUGCUACCAAGUUUGUCUAUUCUGGUGCUUGGUAUGAUGGUUGGGAAACAAGAAGACAUAAUACUGAAGAAGCUGAUUGGGUUACUAUAAAAUUCGGUGUUUCAAGUGCCAAAAUCAUUGGAACUGAAAUUGAUACUGCUUUUUUCAAUGGGAAUCAUGCUCCUGCAAUUACAGUGGAAUGUACUCAUCUUGAAGAAGGUCAAUCUUUAGACCAUGCUAAUUGGGAUUUAGUUAUUGAAAAAACUGAAUGUGGUCCAUCUCAAAGACAUUUCUUCAAAAGAUCAUCAAUUACUGAAAAAUCUUAUACUCAUGCAAGAUUAAAACAAUAUCCAGAUGGUGGUAUUGCAAGAUUUAGAUUAUAUGGUGAAGUUGUCCCACACUUGGAUUCCAUUAAAGCUAAUAGUAUAAUUGAUUUAGCUUCAGUAGGAUUCGGUGGUGUUGCUGUUAAAUGUUCAGAUCAACAUUUUGGUAGUGCAGAUAAUUUAUUAUUACCAGGUCGUGGUCAUGAUAUGAGUGAUGGUUGGGAAACCAAGAGAUCAAGACAACCAGGCCAUGUGGAUUGGGUUAUCAUUAAAUUAGGUGCUAAAACCAAUAUUAAUGAAAUUGUUAUUGAUACUGCACACUUUAGAGGUAACUUCCCUCAAAAGAUUGCGAUUGAUGGUUUAUCAACAAAUGAAGUGAUUCCAACUCAUGAUGAUUCAAAAUGGGUCUCAAUAAUUAAACCGACAAAGACAACUGCAGAUAAAGAACAUUCUUUCACUGAACUUGAAAAUAUUGAUCAAUCUUAUACCCAUGUCAAAUUAACAAUCAUCCCAGAUGGUGGUGUUAAAAGAGUUAGGGUAUUGGGUACUAUUGCUAAAUAG